UUUCAAAAAGUUGAUGGAGUGAAACAUAUUAACCCUUUUCUUCAUUUUUUUUCCCAGAACCUUUGUUUCAUUUUGCCACAAUUUUUGUACCAGUUCUUCUGUGGAUUCUCACAGCAGCCACUGUAUGAUGCCGCUUACCUUACAAUGUACAAUAUCUGCUUCACAUCCUUGCCCAUCCUGGCCUACAGUCUACUGGAACAGCACAUCAAUAUUGACACAUUGACCUCAGAUCCCCGAUUGUACAUGAAAAUAUCUGGAAACGCCAUGCUACAGUUGGGCCCAUUCCUAUACUGGACAUUUCUAGCUGCAUUUGAAGGAACAGUGUUUUUCUUUGGGACUUACUUUCUUUUUCAGACUACAUCCUUAGACGAAAAUGGAAAGGUAUAUGGAAACUGGACUUUUGGAACCAUUGUUUUUACAGUCUUAGUAUUCACCGUAACUCUGAAGCUCGCCUUGGAUACUCGUUUCUGGACAUGGAUCAACCACUUUGUGAUUUGGGGUUCUUUAGCAUUUUAUGUAUUUUUCUCAUUCUUCUGGGGAGGAAUUAUAUGGCCAUUCUUGAAACAACAGAGAAUGUAUUUCGUAUUUGCUCAAAUGCUGUCAUCUGUAUCCAUAUGGUUGGCCAUAAUUCUUCUAAUAUUUAUCAGCCUUUCCCCUGAGAUGCUCCUGAUAGUAUUAAAGAGUGUAAGAAGAAGAAGUGCCAGGAAUCCGAAUCUUGAACUGCCUAUGUUAUUGUCCUACAAGCAUAUUGACAGUGGUUACAGAUAAGAGAGAAAGCAUGAAGAAACAACUUCAAAAAGUUACCAUCUCAGGAUACUUGAUAUGCAACAAACUAAACCACUAUUUUACAUCUGAGGUUCAGAAUAAAAUGUCCAGUAAAA
This is a messenger RNA of Odocoileus virginianus texanus, 881 nucleotides long. The record is from RefSeq and is a predicted model, not a curated record. NCBI's taxonomy places the organism in Eukaryota, Metazoa, Chordata, Mammalia, Artiodactyla, Cervidae.